AACCACCGCCUGGAGGUAAAGACGCAGCGCACAGCCUGUGGAGAAGAAGCCUCGCAAAGGCGUCGGAUGCGCAGUGAAUGCAAAGGGAACACAUCGACAGCUGGUCCUGCUACGCGCGCGCGCGGGUGUGUGUGUGUGUAUAUGUGCAACCACUUUGCGUCUUCAGUUUGGAUAUCGGAACCGUCCGGUUCAGUGCGCGCGGCAGGAGCGCUUUGGCGCAAAAGGGAGCCGGCAGAGAGGUAGGAGAGCUCUCUUGUGGACUGUCACACGAUGAGGAAUCUCUGAGGCGGCCGUAACACUACUCCUCCGACCACUUGAAGUUUCCCGUGGCUGCUUCCGAACGGUUAGCCCAUGAGCAGGUAUCCUUUCGAGUGUGAUUCUGUUUUCACCCAGAAUUCUGCUGCCGGGACAAAUGCAUACAAAUGCAUUUAGGAGCUCAACGGACAAGGAGUGGACACGUUUCCGCGGCAGCAACGUGGAACUUUCUCCUGCUCCUGUCAGUAUGCUCUGCAGCAUUCUCUGGAGAAGAAGACUACUUGGCUCAAAGAGUGGAUGUCCUCUAUCAACUUGGGCUAACAGUUCAGAAAACAACAGACAAUCCAUACGAAAGGACUGCCAAACCUUCAACCACUUAUACCACUGUUCCCUCAACUAUAAAUCUCCCAUUUUCUGGACAUGGGGUAAUACUAGACUCAAACUCACUUUAUGAGGUUCCCACGAGCAGUCUUUUUCCUCCGGAGUUUGGUGAGGAGUUUUCCGUUGUUCUAAGUGUGAGCUCCUGGCGAGCAAACAACGCUUUUAUUUUCAGUGUCAGAGAUGGCAGCGACAGACUGCAUUUUGGCAUUCAGCUCCUUCCGCGCAGAGUGGUCGUCCAUACAGGAGAGAAGGCCGCCAUCUACUUUCCUUACAAUUGGCAUGAUGGGCGUCAGCGUCCUUUUGCCAUUGGUGUUCGAGCACGCUCAGUGUCUUUUUAUUCAGAUUGUGGAGCAGUACACCAGCAGGAGCAAAUCCUCGGGAGGUCUCAGACACUUGGGAGUUCUGGAGCUCUAUUCACUUUGGGCAGGAUGAACCCCAAAGCUGCAUCGUUCAAUGGUCGAGUCUGCCAACUUGAUAUAUAUCCUGCAGCCCAAGCUGCUGCACACUAUUGCAACUACCUUAGGAAACAGUGCCGGCUGGCCGACACAUACCGAUCGUCUUGGGUACAUCAUGCUUUGGCUAUCGAGGCAAAAAAUAGCUUCUCCGAUACCGUAACAAUGUCGUCUCUUGGAACAGCAAAUAUUCAUCACUUACUAAUGGAAUCCAAGGGAACAAUGGCCACUGACAGUGUAUUCAAACUUUAUUCAACCUCAAGCCCAAUACCAGAAGCACAUCUGAAAGACCAGAGGCACAUUUUUGCAUUUGAAACCCUUGCAAAGUCUACUAUGUCCUCAGUUCAGGCUGAUGGAGCAAAUUCAGCUACUCACAGUGGGCAACCAGCUUUGGAUUUCACUGUAACUGUCAGCACAUCCCAAAACAUACUGGCCAACAGAGCGAGACUCCAAGGGAAGUCUGAUCAAUAUGACAAGAGCUCAGAGAACAACCCCACUGAUGCUUCUACAGGCCAGAUUCACCCAGUGAGGCAGAGUCAUUUAAAAGAAGGACUUUUGACCAACCCUGAGGACUCAAAUUUUAAACCUCAAGAAGCUCUGCAGCACCUGGAGACUCAUCCAAUGGCGAGUGGCAUCACUUUGCAUCAUGAAAUUAAUGCAGACCCUUUUGAGCAACACCAACUGGAUGGCAGCUAUGAUGAUAGGACCACGGACGCAUAUGAUUAUGAGUAUGAAGAAGCAGACCUCCUGUAUGACUAUGACGACAACUUACGUGGGCCCAAAGGAGAGCCAGGUCUUCCGGGUCCUCCUGGUCCCCCUGGUUUACCUGGUCCUCAGGGAGCAAGAGGCUCGAGGGGUCCCAAUGGUCUACCUGGAAAGCCUGGACCUGCAGGACCUCCUGGCCCUAAGGGUGCAAAAGGAGACCCAGGGCUGUCUCCAGGUCAAGCUUCACCAGGAGAAAAGGGUGACAAAGGUCCACCGGGUCUGCUUGGUUCUGAUGGAUUUCCAGGUUUGCAGGGUCCAAAAGGUUAUCCGGGACCACCUGGGCUGCCUGGAGAGCAAGGCAUACCGGGACUUCCUGGAGAAGCCGGGUCUGCAGGUUACCCUGGCAGGCAGGGUGCCGCUGGCCCAGAAGGUAACCCUGGGCCAAAGGGGGUUCGUGGUUUCAUUGGACUUCCUGGUAUAGCUGGGCCACCAGGACUAGAGGGGGAGAGGGGAAUGCCUGGUCCUCCUGGAAAACCUGGUCCUAAAGGAAGACAAGGUGUGGUGGGUGAUGUUGGUGAACGGGGGCCGACUGGCCCUGAUGGCAAUGAGGGCCCUGUUGGUGGGACUGGUAUUCCUGGCUUUCUGGGCCUAAGGGGGGACCUGGGCCCUGAGGGUCCUCGAGGACUGCCUGGUAUGGUCGGAAGGAAGGGACCAGCCGGACGAGCUGGCCUGCCUGGAUUGAAAGGUGAUAAGGGCGAAGUGGGACAACAGGGUGAACCAGGAGAGAUGGGUUUCCGAGGUGACAAGGGUGUUUCUGGUGCAGCUGGUCCUUCUGGUCCAAGAGGAAAGCCUGGACCACCGGGUAGAAUUGGAGAAGUCGGGUUACAAGGCUCACCAGGACCUCCAGGACCAGAGGGUUUUCCAGGAGACAUCGGAGUGCCUGGGCCCAAUGGGCCACCUGGACCAAAGGGUUUACAAGGUGCUCGGGGUGUUCAAGGCCCGAUAGGACCACAAGGAACGCAGGGUGAAGAAGGACCGCUUGGCCCAUCUGGCAACGCUGGUCCAAAUGGGCGACCUGGAAGGAAAGGCCAAAUGGGUGAACCUGGUCCAGAUGGUCUGCUGGGAGAGAAAGGGGACAUUGGAAAUGUUGGAAAAAUCGGACCACAAGGUCUUGUAGGCCUCGGAGGGAUAGCUGGCAUGGUCGGAGGUCCUGGUGAAAAGGGUGACCGUGGUCCGACAGGUCCAACGGGUCCAACAGGAGAGAAGGGGCCACAAGGAUAUCCAGGGUUGCCUGGGAGUCCUGGGGACAUCGGCAUGCAAGGUACACCUGGUCUACAGGGGCAGACAGGGAGUCCUGGCAGUGCCGGUACUAAGGGCCGUAGGGGGCCUCGAGGUCCUGAUGGCCCGCUGGGAGAACCAGGCCCUGAGGGCACCAAGGGAGAAAUUGGUGAUCCUGGGGUAAACGGAGAACCAGGAUUUAUUGGCAAAGUUGGCGUUCGAGGAGAGAGAGGCCCGCCUGGGAAGCCUGGUAAGGCAGGUAUUCCAGGAAGUACAGGGGAGAGGGGACCCCACGGUGAGGCUGGACCCAGAGGACCUCUUGGAGAGGCAGGACCUGAUGGAGAGCAAGGGCCUGAAGGUGGGCCUGGUGUCGAGGGGGAACCAGGUGCUGUCGGAGAGCCAGGGCUAAAGGGCGAUGUUGGGCCUCCGGGAGCCGAUGGAGAGCAGGGACAAGAAGGAAUUAGAGGUGCCCCUGGUCCGCCUGGCGAAGCUGGUCCUCAAGGAAAUGAUGGACCCAAGGGUGAGCCUGGCGAGUGUGGGCCAGGAGGAGAGCCAGGUGACAAAGGGAUAGAAGGAGUCCCGGGACCUGCAGGGCCACCUGGACAACCGGGGAAACAGGGCUUUCGUGGGCCAGAAGGUAAACUAGGGUCCCCAGGAAAUAGGGGACGGAGUGGAAAGAAGGGUGAGAGAGGUCCUUCUGGUCUUGUUGGUGAACCUGGAGACCGUGGAGACAUCGGCCUACCAGGCGAGACGGCGCCAAAAGGUGCCAGAGGAACUCGAGGGCCUCCUGGUCGGCCUGGCAUCACCGGUAUGGAAGGGCAGCCGGGAUUGGCAGGAUAUACGGGUCAUCCUGGUAAGCAGGGGCCCAUUGGACCCCCAGGCCCCAAAGGUGAAAAGGGUUAUCCAGGCGAGGACAAUAAGACCCCAGGACAUCCAGGGCCCUUAGGUGAACCAGGGACACCUGGAGGAAGGGGCGAUCGAGGAGAACCAGGAGAUGAAGGAUAUCAGGGACACAUUGGUACCACUGGACCACGUGGGGCUAUAGGACCAUCAGGCCCACCUGGAUCACCAGGUUUACCAGGGGAGCCAGGUCGGAAAGGCGAGAUGGGCCCUCUGGGCUCAGCGGGGAAGAAAGGAGCGAGGGGCCUGAAUGGUGCUCCUGGAGUUGAAGGGCCGUUUGGUUUACCUGGACCCAAAGGAAUGAGGGGUUAUCCCGGAUCUGAUGGUCCUUCAGGACUCAUUGGUUUACCAGGAUUACCCGGAAAACAAGGAAGACAGGGCCACCGAGGCUCAGUGGGACCGAUUGGUCCUGCUGGACAUCCAGGUCUCCGGGGGAGUGUCGGACUACCAGGACCACCAGGAGAACUAGGACCACCGGGUCUCAAGGGUGAGAUUGGCCUGCCAGGAGAUCGGGGUUUAUCAGGCCUCAGAGGAAUGGAGGGGGCUACAGGUGACCAGGGAAUGAAGGGUGAGACAGGACCGAAAGGGCAACCAGGGGAACCAGGUCAUCAAGGGAUGCGUGGUUUGCAGGGCUUUCCAGGUCCAAAGGGUCCAAGUGGUGAUGUGGGAUUGAAAGGUUUCCUUGGUCCGAAGGGCCCAAUGGGUACUCUGGGAUUCGCUGGACCAGUGGGGCCUGAAGGAAAGAUGGGCCCAAUGGGAAAACAUGGGCCGCGAGGUCCAAGAGGAAGCAGCGGUGAAAUGGGGCCCCAAGGACCACGUGGAAGUCCAGGACCCAGAGGCCCCCCUGGUGCUCCAGGUCCUACAAGGCAACUAUAUGAUGACUCAGAAUUCGACAGCAUGUAUGACUCCAAAGCUGCUCUCAGAAAAGAGAGUUUUCAGAACGCUGAGGUGAGCCUACAAGAACAGAAUACAGAGAUUUUUAAGACCUUGCAUUACCUGAGCGUCGUUGUUGAGAGCAUCAAAAAGCCUGUGGGAACCAGAGAGAACCCCACUCGCGUCUGUAAGGACCUGCUGGACUGUCAUCACAAGCUAAAAGAUGGGUGGUUCUGGAUUGAUCCAAACCUUGGCUGCACUUCCGAUGCUUUCCAGGUCUUUUGUAACUUCACUGCAGGGGGUCAGACCUGUUUACAUCCAUUGGCCAAAAAUAAGAUGGUGUUUGGUAUAGGGAAAGUCCAAAUGAAGUUUCUCCAUUUACUGAGUUCUGAGGCCAGCCAGAGCAUCGGACUCCAUUGUCGUAGAGAUCAUUCCAACAGCACCGCAGACGGUUUCAGCUCUCCUGGCCUCAAACCAACAGAGAGCAGCAAUCUUCGGUUUCGAGGCUGGAACAAUCAAAUGUUUGAGACCGACAGUUUACUUGAACCAUAUGUGCUAAAAGAUGAGUGCAAGAUCCAAGAUGGCAGCUGGCAUCAGUCACAUUUCUUUUUCCAUACUCAGGAGAGUCACCAGCUACCUAUUGUAGACAUCGUGGAAAUUCCCACACCAGGUCCCAAUGUUCAGCGACAUAUUGAAGUUGGUCCUGUCUGCUUCCUUUGAAGCUAACAUCGUCAUCCUCUGCCCAGUUUCACAUGAUACUCCUUGAUUGGCUGGUUUUCGACCUAAUGGUUUUACACCAAAGAGAAGUUUUAACUUCAAAUCUGAAUGCAAUGUUUUCUGGAGAUGUUGUGAGGACAAAAUUCAGCCACUAUCGGACUAGUGACAGACUUUCAUAGGCCAAUUUAAUUCGUACAGACCACCUAUGCCGAUAUACAGUAUAGAAAUAGCUUUAUUUACUAACAAAUGUGUAAAAUACGUUUUUGCUUGUUUCAUUGUUUAUCAAACAAUGCUCAGGUUGGCCGUAUUAAUGAAUGCAUAUUGCCCCCUGAUCAAACUCCCAGAGACACCUCCGCCCGCCCCAGACGCAGGUCAUCCUAUGCGGGGGCCCAUCAAAGAGGUGUCCAAAACCUCUAAAUAGGAGCACUGUACAACUAUAAAUCUAUCUGAGUGCAAUAACAUGUUGAUGUUAUGAAUUUACUUCCCUUCAAAGCCUAUAUGGACAUUGUUAUCAUAUUUUAUUGUCGGUCCUACACAGUCGGACCUGCUCAUCUUGACAGAUGGUGCUCUACCUCUACCUUGCUUUCUCGAAUGGUUCCCUUGAGGUUAGUUAGUCUUUGAUCCCUUUGUGUAUGUACCGGUUACAUCAAGGUGGGUUAUGUUGUAAAAGUACUUAUGUUGAGUUGGUUGCUUUUAAUUUAUGAACCGUUUUUUAGUGCGCUACAUAUUAUUGUAGCUUUGCCUAUAUGUGGUAGGUUCUUCAGGGGGAUCCUAUCAUUGGUGCUGCAAUACAGAGUCAUCAGUAGGUUUUUGCAUUUCCUGUGUAUAUUUUGCCAUCAUACUGUUAUGUUUAUUUAUAUCCUAUUUUCAUUUUUCACAUUACUGUACAACAGUAAGUUAUACUCUCAGAGAACUCUUGGUUCGUCCACACUUUAGAGAGGUAUUUAUGUUUUCACAGUGUUUUCCUUUGUUCACACCUGCAACUGUAUGUUUAUCACACUGAUGCUUCAGUUUAUUAAGUGGACUGGCAGCUACAAUGGGCCAGAGUCAGAAUUCAUUUAAAACACAGUCACCAUAUUCUUAACUUAUAUUACUUUUAGAAAAGUGUGAUUUUAUGAAUUGUCCGCAUGAAUAAAAGCUGGGUGCACAUGUGUAAAUAAUGAAUAUGAUGAUAAAUAAAUGGAAAUUUCAUCCAACA
This is a messenger RNA of Hippocampus comes (tiger tail seahorse), 6759 nucleotides long. It is a transcript of the gene col24a1, whose product is annotated as collagen type XXIV alpha 1 chain. The record is from RefSeq and is a predicted model, not a curated record. Bases 423 to 5564 code for a protein of 1713 amino acids. The transcript is spliced from 60 exons. Gene Ontology annotation, molecular function: extracellular matrix structural constituent. NCBI's taxonomy places the organism in Eukaryota, Metazoa, Chordata, Actinopteri, Syngnathiformes, Syngnathidae.